CUGAGGUUCCCGGGCGGGCGGGCGCGGAGAGACGCGGGAAGCAGGGGCUGGGCGGGGGUCGCGGCGCCGCAGCCAGCGCAGCCAACCCUAGGGGCCGCCGCCGCCGCCCAGCGCGCUCCUGGGCCGCCGGCCGCCGCCAGCACCCGCCGCGCCGCAGCUCCGGGACCGGCCCCGGCCGCCGUCGCCGCGAUGGGCAACGCCGCAGCCGCCAAGAAGGGCAGCGAGCAGGAGAGCGUGAAAGAGUUCUUAGCCAAAGCCAAAGAAGAUUUUCUUAAAAAAUGGGAAAAUCCUGCUCAGAAUACAGCCCAUUUGGAUCAGUUUGAACGGAUCAAGACCCUUGGCACGGGCUCCUUUGGGCGAGUGAUGCUGGUGAAGCACAAGGAGACCGGCAACCACUUUGCCAUGAAGAUCCUCGACAAACAGAAGGUGGUGAAGCUGAAACAGAUCGAGCAUACCCUGAACGAAAAGCGCAUUCUGCAAGCGGUCAACUUUCCGUUCCUCGUCAAACUCGAGUUCUCCUUCAAGGACAACUCGAAUUUAUACAUGGUCAUGGAGUAUGUGCCUGGCGGGGAGAUGUUCUCGCACCUGCGGCGGAUCGGAAGGUUCAGUGAACCACAUGCCCGCUUCUACGCGGCCCAGAUCGUCCUGACCUUCGAGUACCUGCACUCACUUGACCUCAUCUACCGGGACCUGAAGCCGGAGAACCUCCUCAUUGACCAGCAGGGCUACAUUCAGGUGACAGACUUCGGUUUUGCCAAGCGUGUAAAAGGCCGCACCUGGACCUUAUGUGGGACCCCUGAGUACCUGGCCCCGGAGAUCAUCCUGAGCAAAGGCUACAACAAGGCUGUGGACUGGUGGGCCCUGGGGGUUCUCAUCUACGAGAUGGCUGCUGGCUACCCGCCCUUCUUCGCUGACCAGCCCAUCCAGAUCUAUGAGAAGAUUGUCUCUGGGAAGGUGCGGUUCCCAUCCCACUUCAGCUCUGACCUGAAGGAUCUGCUGCGGAACCUGCUGCAGGUGGACCUCACCAAACGCUUCGGGAACCUCAAGAACGGGGUCAAUGACAUCAAGAACCACAAGUGGUUUGCCACAACUGACUGGAUCGCCAUCUACCAGAGGAAGGUGGAAGCUCCCUUCAUACCAAAGUUUAAAGGCCCUGGGGACACGAGUAAUUUUGACGACUAUGAGGAGGAAGAGAUCCGAGUCUCCAUCAAUGAGAAGUGUGGCAAGGAGUUUACUGAGUUUUAGGGGUGUGCCUGUGCCCCCACGGGUUUUCUUUCUUAAUCUUUCUUUCUUUUUUUUUUUUUUUUUUUUUUUUUGGUGGGGGUGGGAGGGAGGGUUGGAUUGAACAGCCAGAGGGCCCCAGAGUUCCUUGCAUCUAAUUUUACCCCACCCCACCCUCCAGGGUAGGGGGAGCAGGAAGCCAGAUAUUCAGAGGAAUGGAAACACCAGCUGCUCCCCCUCAACCCCUCCCCCUCCUACCUCCCCCUACCGCUUUUGCCUUCCUCCUCCCCAGAAGCCCCCCACCCAGCCCACUUCGGCCUGUUUUAAACGAGUUUCUAUAUUCCAGUCAGACCAUGUCUUACUGGUGUAUUCAGGGACAGGGUGUGGAAAGAGGGGCCCAAACUUAACUCCCUCCCUAGCCCCCCUAAACCACAGGCAUCACCCUCUAAGGGAAAAUGAAGGAAAGGCCAGCCUUCUCUUCAGAGCAGUGGUGCCUGGAAAGGAGAGAUUUUAGUGACCUGUUCAGUGGGCUGCUUGCUAGAAUUUAAAAAA
Molecule: messenger RNA, 1773 nt
Organism: Odobenus rosmarus divergens (Pacific walrus)
Lineage: Eukaryota; Metazoa; Chordata; Mammalia; Carnivora; Odobenidae
Gene: PRKACA
Product: protein kinase, cAMP-dependent, catalytic, alpha
Exons: 10
Coding region: 190-1245 (351 amino acids)
Biological process (GO): peptidyl-serine phosphorylation
Cellular component (GO): cAMP-dependent protein kinase complex; nucleus
Molecular function (GO): protein kinase A regulatory subunit binding; ATP binding; cAMP-dependent protein kinase activity
Source: RefSeq, a predicted model, not a curated record